Messenger RNA from Vicia faba (fava bean), 729 nucleotides. NCBI's taxonomy places the organism in Eukaryota, Viridiplantae, Streptophyta, Magnoliopsida, Fabales, Fabaceae. The record is from the annotation of a GenBank genome assembly.
AUGGAAGAAAGCAAUCAAUCGCGUUACGUCAAGUUAUCUAAAAAUCAAACCACCGCCGAAGAUAUCAUCCCCGGUGAACUCAAUCAACCAAUCGAGGUUCCUCAGUUGGCUGUUCGCAAGUGCUCUGAAUGUAGACAGCCAUUACCUGAAAGCUAUGCACCUCCUGCAGAUGAACCUUGGAUGACUGGUAUCUUUGGAUGUGUAGAGGACCGCCAAAGUUGCUUGACUGGACUCUUCUGUCCCUGUGUAUUAUUUGGACGCAAUGUAGAGAGCUUGAGGGACGACAACACUUCUUGGACAAGGCCAUGUAUUUGUCAUGCCAUUUUUGUCGAAGGUGGCAUUUCCUUGGCUUUAGGCACUGUCAUUGCAACCUCCUUCAUUUCUGGCAUUGACCCGGGGACAACAUGCCUUAUUUGUGAGGGUUUAUUUUUUACGUGGUGGAUGUGUGGCAUUCACACUGGUCAAGUUCGGCAAACGUUACAGAAGAAAUAUCACCUGAAGAAUUCACCUUGUAAUGCAUGCUGUGUGCACUGCUGCUUGCACUGGUGCGCCUUGUGUCAGGAGCACAGGGAGAUGGAGGGAAGGCUCUCGGACAAUAGUUUUUCAGAAAUGACCAUUGUAAACCCCCCUCCCAUUCAAGAGAUGAAGUCUACUGACGAAAAAGAGAAUGUCGAGCCAUCUUCAGCUAACAACAAUGAACACAUUACUUUGGAGAUGCAGGCUAUAUAA